This is a messenger RNA of Ostrinia nubilalis (European corn borer), 987 nucleotides long. RefSeq names its product AT-rich interactive domain-containing protein 2-like. The coding region runs from base 1 to 987 and encodes 328 amino acids. Gene Ontology annotation, cellular component: SWI/SNF superfamily-type complex. The transcript has 6 exons. Lineage: Eukaryota; Metazoa; Arthropoda; Insecta; Lepidoptera; Crambidae. The record is from RefSeq and is a predicted model, not a curated record.
AUGGCACCGUCAGCGUCAGGUGAGGCGAUCCGCGCGGGCUCCCGCGUGGCCGGCCCGUCGGAGCGGCUGGCGCUGUCUCUGCUGUCCCCGAUGCCGAACGAGCAAGACUUUGCUGUCAACGUGUGCACCGUGCUUGCUGCGGACCAUUCGAAUCGAUUGCCGUUGGCGUCCACGCCGCAUAUACUGGACUUUCUGUUGGCGCAUGCGGGCGUUUAUAAUCAUUCGAGUCUCCGCGACACAAUCGGGCGCUCCUACUUCGAAGCCCGAGGCCGUUACCCCGACGAGUUCUGGAAGAUGCGAGCCGGGGGCGGAGGCGCGAGAGAAUUAGCUGACGAGACCAAGUUCAUGCAGCCAGGAUUGGAACAGCCAGAACUGAUGGUUCAGGCGUUGGCAGCACAUAAUACGCUGACUGACUGCCUCAUGCAGGAGGACGCGGAGACUGACGUCUUAGAGAAGAUGAUGGAAGACGACAUGCUAGAAGACUGGGUGACCGAGCCGUCCGAAGAGAAGCAGCUUUUCGCACCGGUACUACCAGGCGGCGCUAUGUGUGUUUACACACAGCGGGUGCUACAGAUCGCUUCGAUCGUCCGCUCGCUGUCCUUCCACGAGGAGAACGUGCAGUAUCUGGCGAGAAAUACUACUCUGAUAAGAUUCCUGCUCCUCUGUGCCAACUGCUGGGUUGGCUCUCUGAGGCAAUCUGGACUGGACACUCUUGGGAAUGUCUCUACAGAACUCGUAAUAAAGGAUCCAGCGACGUGUCUAAUAUCACGUCACGUGUUGUCGACUAUACAAUCGGCGCUAGUUUCGCCGGACCGUGCAAGAGUGCUCGCCGCUUUGGAGCUGCUGAACAAACUCGCGCAGAACGAGGUCAAUGAGGACGCUUUGCUGAAGGCUUUGGAGGCCAAGAACGAGGUCAAUGAGGAUGCGCUGCUGAAGGCUUUGGAGGCUAAGGUAAAAGACGUCUUAUGUCGUUGGAAUAGGUUCUAA